Molecule: messenger RNA, 8289 nt
Organism: Eimeria necatrix
Lineage: Eukaryota; Apicomplexa; Conoidasida; Eucoccidiorida; Eimeriidae
Exons: 8
Coding region: 1-8289 (2762 amino acids)
Source: RefSeq, a predicted model, not a curated record
AUGGAGCCCGAAGAAGGGGAACAGUUCUACAGCUUCACCACAGCCAAUGGGGCCUCAGAAAACUCCUUAGGGGGGCCCCCCCUCAGCAAUCUGGGGGGCCCCCUGCACACCUUGGGGGCCCCCCCUUCUGUCUCUGCUGCUGGAACUUUUGCUUCCAACUACUCAGGCUUAUCCACGCCUCCCGCGGGCCUCUACGCAGCAGCAGGCGAGGAGCAGCAGCAGCAGCAGCAGCAGCAGCAGCAGGGUCUUGUGAGCAGCGCAGCAGCAGCUACGAGAACCCCUUUGCUGCUGCCGCAGGGCUUCAGCAGCAGCAGCAGCGGGGCCCCCACGGAUCCCAGGGUGAGCGAUUUGCUGCCGCUUCCCAUGGGAGGCCCCAGCAGCGGCGCCACAGAAGUUGGCCACCAGCAGCUGCUGCAGCAGCAGCUGCUGCAGCAGCAGCUGCAGCAGCAGCAGCUGCAGCAGCAGCUGCAGCAGCAACAGCAGCAGCAGCAGAUGGGCAGCUCUCGAAGCAGAGACCCCAGCGACUUCUUCUAUGGCAGCCCCGGGGCCGCCAGCUCAGUCCCUAGCAUAGGCACUGCUGCCUUUCCCUCAGCAGCAGCAGCAGACGCAGCAGCAGCAGCAGCAGCAGCAGCAGCAGCACCCAUGCAUGCACCUGAAGUCUUCGUUCUUGGGGGAGAAAGUGAUGCAGAAGCAGCAGCAAUUGCUUCAGACACAGAAGGCCCUCAGCUGCUGCAGGGGCCCCCCAAUGGGGCCCCCCUGCGCGCGGCCUUUUCUCCUGCUUCAGCUCCUGCUGCUGCUGCUGCUGCUGCUGCUGCUGCUGCUGAGACUUCUCCUAUGGCCACCGCACAAGGGUACCCUAGGGCCUCGCUUCGGGGCCGCUCGAGGGCCUCUUUGGGGCCCCUUGUAGGGGGCCCCCAGGGGGCCCCCAUGUCUCUUCAGGCUGCAGCAGCAGCAGCAGCAGCAGCAGCAGCAGAUGGAGGAGAGGCGCAGCUGACGCCGCCAAGUGUUGCCAGCGCCCCAGCGGCGUACCCACAGCUGCAGCAGCAGCAGCAGCAGCAGCAGCAGCAGCGGCAGCGGCAGCGGCAGCUGUGGGGUCUGCAGCAGUCUAGGCCUUUGCUGCUGCGACAGGGAGCGCCAAGCUUCGUGUCUUUCGGAGAGCAGCAAUCUGCUGCGCUGCAGCAAGCGCAGCAGCAACUACUGCAGCAGCAGCAGCACGGGGAGGAGGAGCAGCAGCUGCUGCAGCGCUUGCAGGAGCAGCAACUGUCGUAUGGGCAGCAGCAGCAGCAGCAGCAGCCGGCCCUGCAGCAAGAUCCAGAAGAACAGAUACAGGACGACCAACACCAGUUGCUGCAGCAGCAGCUCUUGCUGCAGCAGCAGCAGCAGCAGCAAAGUGUGAUACAGACUCCCAGAGACAGGACCUCAUUGAGUUCAGCAGCAGCUCUUCGAUCAGCAAAUGAUUCUGAGGCUUCUGCAGCCGCAGCAGCAGCAGCAGCUGCUGCUGCUGCUGCUGUUGCUGCAGAGCUGGAAGAUGGGGAGCUUGCGGCGCAGCAAGCGCAGCAAGAUGCAGCAACAGCACAAAGUGCUGCUGCAGUUGCUGCAGAAGCAGCAGCUGGAGUCGAGGCUGCUGUUGCAGCAACUGCAGCAUCAGAAGCUCGCAGGGCCGCCGCAGCAGCAGCAGCACAAAGGGGCCCCGCACUAGCAGCACAGGGGCAAGCAGCAGCAGCAGCAGCAGCAGAUGCAGAAGCAGCUGCUGCAGUAGCUGAGCAAGCAGAAGCUCUAGUGCAUGCAGCGCUUGCUGAUCUCCGGUCAGUGUCGCCUUUGCUGCAGCAGCAGCAGCAGCAGCAGCCGCUGCUGCUGCCACCGCUGCCGCAGCAACAGCUAUCCCAACAGCAGCUGCAACAGCAGCAGCUGCUGCAGCAGCAACCGCUACAGCAGCAGCAGCAGCAGCAGCAGCAGCAGCAGCAGAAACUUAGACAGUCUGUAGGCAGACCGCCUAGGCGCUCAUCUCGCCCUCAUCUCAUAGGCAAUACUUUGCUGCAGAACCAGCACCAGCUGCAGCCAGAACAAGUGCAGCAGCUGCAGCAGCAGCUGCUGCGGCAGCAUCUGCAGCAGCAGCAAAUGCAACAGCAAAUGCAGCAGAGGCCAUUCCUUCAGCAGCCCUUCCUGCAGCCGCAGCCGCAGCAGCCGCAACAGAGGCUGCAGCAGCAACAGCAGCAGCAGCAGCGCCUUCCGAUGAUGCCCAGAGCCACGGCUACUGCGCCAGCUAGAUACCAGCAGCAGCUGCAGCAGUCGAUGCAGCAGCUGCCGCAGCAGCAGCAGCAGCAGCAGCAACCGACUGGGCGCGCGCAAGAGCUGCAAGAAAAGCUGCGACAGGUGAUGAGAGAAGAAGAGCUGCGGCGCAUUGAGUUAGCUUUGCUGCACCAGCAGCAGCAGCUGCAGCAGCACGAGCAGCAGCUGCUGCAGCGGCAGCAGCUGCCGGCGUUGCUCGGCUCGCCGCAGCAGCAGCAACUGACACAGCAGCAGCUGCUGCUGCCUGCAGAAGCAGCAGACGGAGACGCGGGGGCUUUUGCUGCAGAGCCAAUUCCGCUGCAGCAGCAAGUUGAAGAGCCUUCUUCUUUUACGCAGCAGCUGUACAUCCAGGCAGCAGAAGAGGAGGCUUCUGAGCAGCAGCGUAGCAGCCGGCUGCAGCAGCAGCAGCAGCAGCAGCAGCAGCAGCGGGCGUGGCAGCAGGCCUCAGCAGCUACAAUCCGGGGCGACCCCUUUACGCCCAGAGACUCUGAGCCCAUAGUGUCUUAUGGGGAUCCCUCACUGCAGCAGCAGCAGCAGCAGCAGCAGCAGCUGUCCUUGCGCCGCAGCAGCAGAGCCGGGGGCCCUGCUGAUGCUGCUGCUGCUGCUCUUGACAGCAUCGCCGAGCAAGUGUACGCAAUAUCUCAGCAGCUGGCAGAGCAGCAGCAACUGACACAGCAGCAGCAGCUGCUGCAGCAGCAGCAGCUCACUACAGCCAUUCGAAUACGGCAGCAGCAGCUGGACAGGCAGGAGGAGCUUGUGGCUCGGCAGCGGGAGCAGCUGCAGCAGCAGCAGGAGCGGCAGCAGCAGCAGCUGAGCAACGCGCUGGAAGCAGCUGCCCGGCUGCAGCAGCAGCAGCUGGAGGCGCAGCGCACGAGCUUCCUGCAGCAGCAGCAGCAAGUCAAUGAGCAGCGCAGCUAUUUAAAUGACCACACUCUAGCAGCAUUAGCAGCAGCAGAUUCCGUUUUGGCAGGGGCCCGUGCUGCAGUUGCUUCUCUGGACCCUCAAAGGGGGCCCCUAGCAGCAAGAGGGGGGCCCCCCAGCAGCAAACUGCAUGUGCUGUUUGCUGCACCUCCCCCAGACACAGCCAGUGUCAUGCGGCUGCAGGAAUCUGCUGCUGCUGCUGCUGCUGCAGCAAGCAGCACAGCCAAGAGGCAGGGACACACAGAGACUGCGGGCGAGAUCGCCUGGUCCCUGCAGGAUGAGGAGCUGUGCGACUGCCGCAAGCCAAUUGAAGACCCGCAGGCGCUGCUGCAGCUGCUGCAGCGGCGGCUGGUGCCUGAGAGUUUAGCAGCAGCAGCAAGCGGCAGCAAAAGAAGCAAAACAAUCAAAGCAGUGUUGAAGUGGACUAUGGCUUCAAUUUGGCUCGUGGCCUUUUUGGUGUCCGCGAGUUGGCUGGUCUGGCAGCUGGCCUUCGCCGAAACUGAAGAUGACCAGUGGUCACAGCGGUGGCUCUCUUUCGCCUGCUUCGGCCUUUGCCUUUUGGUGCUGCCCUGGGGCCUCGGCGAAGUGCUGCUGUCGCUGCAGCACGCCAAAGCGCGCAAAGACCCCGCAGGCCUGGCCAGAAUGCACGCGUUCCAGCCCGCCUUGCAUCCCGGGCUGAGUUUGCUGCUGGGCUGCAGCGCAGCAUGGCUGCUUUGCCAGCUUCUCUUUUUUGCCAAAUAUGCCCAAGCAACGCUGCGGCACCUGCUGCUGGGCUGGCUGCGGCUGCGGCUUGCUGCUUCUCGGGCCCCACAGAUUGCAGCAACUUGUCUUUGUCUUUGUGCCUUUCGGAGAUUGAAUUUGCUUUCUGGAGGGGCCCUUGCGAGGCCCUCAGAGGCCUCGAAGGGGGGCCCCCAGGGGGCCCCCAAGGGGGCCCCCAAGGGGGGCCCCCGGGGGGCCCCCAAGACCGAAAAAGAAGAAAAAAAAGAAGCAAAAAAACUCAAGCCUGAUGCCCCCCUUUUCCCUCCUCCCCCUUUUGCUGCUUUCAGCUUUGACGCGCUGCCGGAGCUGCUGAGUGAUGCAGCAGCAGCUGCAGCAAACAAUAAGGACAAAAGCAGCACACUGGAGGACAAGCAGCAGCAGCAGCAGCAGCAGCAGCAAAUUCUCAUUCCGGUGACUCUCGCAGACGGCGGGACCUCGUCCGUUGCUGCUGCUGUCUCGCCGGCAGCAAUUCUGCAGCAGUCCCCAAGAGCCGUGCUGCAGCAGGACAGCAGCAGUCCCAGGCAGCAGCAGCAGCAGCAGCCAGUGGUGCUGCUGCAGCUGCCCGCCAGUGGGCCCCAGGGGGCCCCCGCAGGGCUUGCAGCAAGCAUGCUGCACAAGAAACUGCUGCAGCACUGGCGGCAGGAGCAGCAAACUCUGACACAGAAGUCAAAGACGCGGAGGCCCUCCUUCGUUGUGCCGCUGCAGCACCCUCCUGAACCCAGAGGCCAGCAGCAGCAGCAGCAGCAGCAGCAGCAGCAGCAGCAGCAGCAGUUUCUGCAGCUACCUGCACCUACCCACGACAAUAGAGAGGCGCGUGCCUCGGCCGAGCCUCUGCCUCUUGCCCAUCGCUGCCUGCCGCAAAACAAUGAUGGAAGUAGCUGCAGCAGCAGCAGCAGGCGCAGCAGCAGCAGCAGCAGCAGCAGCUACUGCGACCGAGAGACGCAGCAAAACCCCACAACUCAGCACACAGCCCCUUUAGGCAUCCCCUUGUGCCCCCCAAAUGACUUUAGUGACCCCACAGGGGAAUGUGCUUCCACGGUGUCUUUGGAAGGGCUGGAGGGCCUGCGGCUCAGGACUAGUAGCAGCAGCAGCAGCAGCAGCAGCAACGGCAACAGCAGCAGCAGAAGCAGCAGCAGCAGUGAUGGAAAAAGAAGCAGAAGCUGCCCAGUCAGAGCUAGCCUUCCUGCUGCAGUGCAAGCUGCUCCUGCGCACCGCGGGCAGCAGCAGCAGCAGCAGCAGCAGCAGCAGCAGCAGCAGCAGCAGCAGCAAAGCCGAGUCGGCAAUGGGACUGUCCGGCUGCUGCAGCCCGCGCUGCAGCACUCCUCCUUCUAUUCUUCCUCAGGAUCCCCCAGGGGGGCCCCUCCCCGAAGGCGGCCUUCGUGGAAUGGAGCAGCUCAGUACCCAAGGGGGCCCCCUCGGGGGGCCCCCCUGGGCGCUGAGCCGUUUGCUGCUUCUCCCCACAUCCGCAGCAGCAACCGCAGGCUGCUAGCUGCUGCUGCUGCUGCUGAAGACCCUCAGGAGAGGCCAGGGGCCCCCAGCAGCAGGGGGGCCCCCAGCAGCGGGACGGGGCUGGAGGACUCGGGGGGGCAGAGCACGGCGAUUUUCAGCAGCACGAACAGCAGCAGCAGCAGCAGCAGCACGAGCAACGGGAGCUUCGGCAGCAGCGCCGUGAGGCCCCACAAGGCGCUGCAGAUGCUGCACCUGCUGGCAGCAGCAAAAGCACAAGUUGUUGUUGGUGGAGAAGUGCAGCAGCUGCACUCCCCCAUAGAUGUGCUGCUGUAUGGGACGCAGCUGUUUCAAGAGCUGCUGGACUUUCACCGCGUGCUGCAGUUGGGGGGCCUGGGAUCGGGAUCGGGAUCGAUCCCGGGCUCCUCCAGCGCCCCCCAGCAGCAGCAGCAGCAGCAGCAGCAGGGCGAGCCUGUCGUGCUGCUGCCCUCCGCUUCGGCGCACAGCUUCCUCAGCCGAGAAGCAGCAACAGCUCCUGCAGCAGCUCCAGCAGCAGCAACUCCUUCCCAGCGCAGGCCAAGCUUCCAGGGGCAUUCUCCGGGGAGCUGGAGCGACAGGGGCCCCCUGGGGGGCCCCCCGGGGGGCCCCUUUCCCGCGUCUUACCGCCGCUACAGCAGCAACGCAGCCUCCCAAGGGGAUGACUGGAGAGGCGAGGAGAGGUACCUGCGAAGCAGCAGCAGCCGCAACAGCAGCAGCAGAUACCCUUUGCUGCACUCGGAGGCGCUGACCUGGGAGCCCCCGCACAGAGCAGCAGCAGCAGCAGCAGCAGCAGCAGCAGCAGACCGGUCUCCAGCUGAGCUGCAGCUCCCGCCGCCAACUCCGCAGUUCUCAGCAGCUUCUGCAGCGCCAAGAGCCUCAGACGUCGAGCUGGAGACUUCUGCUGCUGCUGCUGCAGCAGACAGCGGCAGGACAGAGACGCAGCAGUGGAGGAUAGAGCCCAGCAGCAGCGCGUACGGAGAAGUCACCCACACGCAGCAGCAGCAGCAGCUGCUGCAGCAGCAGCAGCAGGCGCAGCCGCUGCAAAUGCAACCGCACUUGCAGCAACGGCGGCAACAGCACUUGCAGCAGCAGCAGAUGCUGCGGCGGCAAGAGCACGAGCAGCAGCAGCAGCAGCUUGCUGCUGCGCAGAGCCAGAAGGCGAGUCAAGACCUGCAGAGCUCUGAGGCUUCCGUCUACUCGCAAGUGCCAGGUGCACCGGAAGGUCAGUUGCUGCAGCAGCUGCAGCAGCUGCAGCAGCAGCAGGAGCAGCUGCGCCUUCGGAGUGCCCGCCUGCUGCAGCAGCAGCAGCAGCAACAGCAGCAACAGCAGCAGCAGACGCAGCUGGCCGGGAGGUCCUCAGGGGAAGACUGGCAGCAAGGCGCCGGGGCCUCCGUGCUGCAGGGCAGCGAACAAAUCGGCAGCUCAAAUUACUUCGCGCUGCCAACUGCUGCUGCUCUUUUUAAAACAGCAGCAGAAGCAGAUCUUGCUCGCGAGACUCUGUCACCCCAGGGCAGCGUGGGGAGGCCCUCGGCCCAGGGCUUUUUGCCUUUUGCUGCAGCAGCAGCGGACCCUCUCGCUGCGCAGCAGCAGCAGCAGCAGCGCAGCAGCAGCAAAGACACCCCAAACCACGCCACCAGCGGCAGCAACUCCUCGCGGCUCUUCACCUUCAAUCCUGAAAGGCUAGAGAGCGCAGGCAUGAACACUUUGGCUGCUGGGGGGGCCCUCAGGGGCCCCCCUGGGGGGCCCCAGGGGGGCCCCCAGGGGGGCCCCCAUGGGGGCCCCCUGGGCGCUGCCCCCAGCUGGGGGCCCCCUUCUGAGCCUGUCUUCUUCCGCUCUUCAGAGCAGCAAACUUCAGAGGCGCUGCAGCCAAACAACAGCUCCUAUUCUGCUGUGGAGAGGCCCCUGGGGGAGGAAGAAGUGGCCUCUAGAGGCACAGAGGUGGGGGUUUCUCUGCAGCAGCAGCAGCUGCUGCUGCAGCAGCAGCAGCAGCAGCAGCGGCAGCGGACGCCGCGAGGAACCUCCGACGUGCAGCAAAGCCCCAACAGCACUCUCUUCGUAGACGCCAGGACCCAUUUUGCUGCUGUCUCCAGCAGGACCCGCCGGCGGCGGCGCAGGCAGCGCAGCAGCUGCUACAGCAGCAGCAGCAGAAGCAACAGCAACCGCAACAACAGCAGCAGCUGCAGCAGCUACGGCUGCAACGAGCUCUGGGGCCAGCCCUCUGGGGAAGCCUGUUGCUGUGACCCCAGUCUCCUAUGUCCUCAGGAGAAGAAGCAGUCAGACGGAGGGGGAGGUGCUGCAGCACCAGCAGCAGCAGCAGCAGCAGCAGCAGCACCAGCUGCACCAGCAGCAGCAGCAGCAGGGGCGGCCAGACCCAGCAGAGAUAAACUUCGGCGAAGGCGGCGCGCAGAUCGGCAGUUUGUCUGUGAAGCGAUUCAGGGACGAGCGGAACCUCAGAGGCGGCUGACUCUGGGACCUCCUCUUUGGCGUGGCGAGCCUGUGGGGAGCAGUCAGAGGGACUGCAGCACUGCGUCUGGAGACACGCAGCAGCAGCAGCAGCAGCAGCUGCAGCAGCAGCUGCAGCUGCUGCAGCAGCAAGAAGCAAGCGCCGACGGCAGAUACGGGAUGCAACAGAAUGCGCUCACGUUGGACCAUUUCUUAUAUUUUUUGAGACACGAUGAUGCAACCCUCUUUUUCCGCUCAUUUGAAAGGGCUAGGUUUUUGGUGGCUGUGGGCCCCGCAGACCCUGACUUUAUAACCCGCGGCGAAUUCGUCUGUGGCCUUAUGGACGCCUACAGAGAGCAGCUGAAGCUGCGGCACGCUGCGAGGGCAAGUUGA